AUGUUCACUAGCAGUCAAUUUAUUGCCCUAUGCCUUGCCGUUGUGGCGCUUUCGAACGGCGUGUGCGCUGAGAAAGAGGCCGCUCAGACGUUCAGAAACCAUGACGUGAGUACGUACAGCAAUGCUGGACAGUAUGGAGCUGGACGGGGUGCCGGUGAUGACGGCGUCGGAGCUCGACUGGACGGAUGGGGUACCGGUUAUGGCGGCACCGGUACUGGAGAGGGCCGUGUCGGCGUGGAUAUUGCUGGUGUCAGGACUGAUGUUGGAGGCACUGCCAGUGUUGGUGGCGGUCCGAGCGGAGGUGCAAACGGUGAAGUCGGAGAACAUACUGCCAGUGUAGGUGGCACUGUGAAUGCUGAAAAAGCAGCAAUUGUCUCCUCUGGUGUGGGAAGAACCGCCGCCGGCACUGGCUGUAUCCGAACAGCGUCUCGUACAGACUAG
This is a messenger RNA of Peronospora farinosa, 441 nucleotides long. NCBI's taxonomy places the organism in Eukaryota, Oomycota, Peronosporomycetes, Peronosporales, Peronosporaceae. The record is from the annotation of a GenBank genome assembly.